Messenger RNA from Ascochyta rabiei, 972 nucleotides. RefSeq lists its product as uncharacterized. The coding region runs from base 1 to 972 and encodes 323 amino acids. Gene Ontology annotation, molecular function: oxidoreductase activity. The transcript has 2 exons. The record is from RefSeq and is a predicted model, not a curated record. Lineage: Eukaryota; Fungi; Ascomycota; Dothideomycetes; Pleosporales; Didymellaceae.
AUGGACAUUCUCUCCCAGAUCAACCCGGCCUCCCUCUUUUCGGCCAAGGGCCUGGUCGUGGUCAUCACCGGCGGCGGAAGUGGCAUCGGCCUCGCCAUCGCCGCAGCGCUGCACCAGAACGGCGCCUCCAAGAUUUACCUCAUUGGCCGUCGCAAGAACGUCCUCGACGAUGCAGUCGCCAAGCUCGAGUCCUCGCCCUCGGCACCAAAAUCAUCCGAGUCCUCGGUCCUCUCCGCCAUCUCCGCCGACGUGACAGAUCUCGAGUCCAUCCGGAAAGCUGUCGCCCAGAUUGAGAAGGAGGUCGGCUACGUUGAUGUUCUGAUCAACAACGCUGGUGUCUUGGGCCCCAAGUCCGGGCAGCCAAUCCACGAUGCGCAGUCCAUCGAGGCGGUCCGCGACGCUAUGAUCAUGGGCAUGAACGGCAACGACUGGAGCCAGGCCUUCGAGAUCAACACAAAAGCCGUCGUCGGCGUGUCUGCGCUGUUCCUCCCACUGCUUGAGGCUGCGAACACGCGUCGGGGGUGGGCACCGGGUCGCGUGACCGGCACAGGGAAUGCCAGGCAGCGCGACACAACCAAGCUGAAGGAGGCUGGUGUAGACGACGACGACGACCGCAUGGCUCACAUCAUUACGGUCGCCUCAGUUGCCAGCUACAUGCGCUGGAUAUCCGCCGGCCUUGCAUACAAUGCAACGAAAGCUGCAACAGCACAGAUUGGCAAGAUUUUAGCGACGUUUUUGGCAGAGUGGGGGGUCAGGAGCAACAUUGUAUGCCCUGGGCCGUAUCCCAGUGAGAUGACGAGUUCGAAUCCGCCCGUGUAUGGCACGAAUCAAAUUCCGCAGGGACGCAUGGGAAACGUGAAUGAUAUGGCAGGAUUGAUUCUAUUCAUGGUGGGCAAGGCUGGAGCGUACAUGAAUGGCACAAGCCAGCUUACGGAUGGGGGCAGGACUGCGGUGUUCCCUUCCACAUACUGA